Messenger RNA from Anopheles gambiae (African malaria mosquito), 1050 nucleotides. It is a transcript of the gene Prosalpha3, whose product is annotated as proteasome subunit alpha type-4. NCBI's taxonomy places the organism in Eukaryota, Metazoa, Arthropoda, Insecta, Diptera, Culicidae. Gene Ontology annotation, cellular component: nucleus; proteasome core complex, alpha-subunit complex; cytosol. The record is from RefSeq and is a predicted model, not a curated record. The transcript has 5 exons. Gene Ontology annotation, biological process: ubiquitin-dependent protein catabolic process. Bases 158 to 937 code for a protein of 259 amino acids.
AUCCCGACGGCAAUGACAGUUCAAAAUACGCUGUGCAAUUGACAGUCAUCAAAACUGGAGUUACUGUUUACGUCCAAGUUCUGAAUAGCUGUGUUAAUUUUGCUUGUAUUUAGCAAUCUUUCCGUAGUUCAUCUCGUUUCUACAAUAAUUAUUGAAAAUGGCUCGUCGUUAUGAUUCCAGGACCACUAUUUUCUCGCCGGAAGGUCGCUUGUAUCAGGUGGAGUAUGCUAUGGAAGCUAUCUCACACGCAGGCACUUCGCUUGGCAUACUGGCAAAGGAUGGAAUACUGCUAGCGGCCGAACGGCGCAACACUAACAAACUGUUGGAUAAUGUGAUCUUCUCCGAGAAGAUCUACAAACUGAACGAUGAUAUGGUGUGCUCAGUUGCUGGCAUUACUUCGGACGCGAAUGUGCUCACGAACCUGCUGCGGGUUAUCGCGCAGCGUUACCAGCUGAAUUACGGUGAGGCUAUGCCCUGCGAGCAGUUAGUAUCUCACCUGUGCGAUGUGAAACAGGCUUACACGCAGUACGGUGGCAAGCGACCAUUCGGCGUUUCUAUUCUGUACAUGGGCUGGGACAAGCACUACGGUUAUCAGCUGUACCAGUCGGAUCCCAGCGGCAACUAUGGUGGAUGGAAGGCAACCUGUAUUGGCAACAAUUCGGCGGCCGCCGUUUCCGCAUUAAAGCAGGAACUGAGCGAUAGCGAUAUCAGCCUCGUGCAGGCGCAGGAUUUGGCUGUGAAAGUGCUGUCCAAAACGCUCGAUAUGACCAAGCUCACAUCAGAGAAGAUUGAAAUGGCAGUUCUUACCCGUGAAAACAACAAAACAGUCAUCAAAAUUUUGUCCAGCGCCGAGGUGGACGGCUUGAUUGCAAAGUACGAGAAGGCAGAAGCUGAGGCAGAGGCCGCCAAGAAGGAAAAGCUUGGCCAAAAGUCGUAAUUUGCAUGUAAGUGUUUGGUUCGGGUUGAGUUGGCGCAAAAGAAAUGGUCGGGCGGAGGAAAAUAUUGAAAUAAAAAAAAGCACCAUACGUGGUAGCGUUCACGAUUCUUAAA